ACAUUCCUAAUUUCAUCAUCCAUCUCAUUCGACAACCCCAAGGACCGACACAAAAUGUUAGUACUGACUGCUUGAGGUCGAUUCAUCUGGGCUUGCGCGCAUACAUUCACAGCAGCGACGGGACCCGUUGGUAGUUGGGCGGAGAUUGCAGGGCACGAGGCGAGGCUAAACCUUGUCAAUGGCUGCUCUGCGAUCCUGGUACCGACAACUUCACACCCGUCGAUCGGGGGUCAUCGAAUGUUUAGCAGUGGUCGUGGAAGGUCGGAAGUUGGGCGUCAGAUAGGAGAAACGAAAUGCGGCAAGGCUCGGAGGCGCCGGGACUCAAUAGGCUGGAUGCCGAAUGGAGCUGCGACGGCCCGGAGGGCCAGGAGCGGUGCAGCGGCUGCUGCCCUUGCUUGUUCAACGUUCUGCAACAGAGCGGCAGGAUUCAAUCAAAGGGAAGGCAGUAGAUGAUUCCUCUACGGGAUGCGCUGGAAGUGGCGCGUGGCACUGGGCAGGAUCAUACGCCUCACUCAUUCGGUUACCGCGCGCGUACGCGUGAUCUCUUCAAGAGAGACUUCCGCAAGCACGGACCCAUCAAGCUCUCCACCUACUUGCGUUCUUACCACGUAGGCGACAUUGUCGACAUCAAGGCCAACGCCGCUGAGCAGAAGGGUAUGCCCCACAAGUUCUACCACGGCCGAACUGGUGUUGUCUUUGGUGUUCAACCUCGUGCAGUGCAGGUCAUCGUCUACAAGACUGUGGGCAACCGCAAAAUCGAGAAGCGCGUCAACGUUCGAAUUGAGCACGUGAAGCACUCCAAGUGCCGAGACGACUUCUUGAACAGAGUCAAGGCAAACGCUGCCAAGAGGCUGGAGGCCAAGGAGAAGGGCGAGAAGGUCAACUUGAAGCGUCAACCGGCUCAACCUCGUGAGGCCUACGUUGUCAGCACCAAGAAGAACGCACCCCAGACACUGGCGCCCGUGCCUUACGACACCAACUACUAAACGGCCUUCGUGUUGGUCGCGCCAGCCGUUCUUCCGCCUUUGCUCCCUUGCGUCUACUCUGGCGGUUAUCACAUCUCGGAGUUUUCGCUGUACUACACUCUUACAGUCGCACUCGUGCACGACUGAUGUGCGCUUACCACCAGUCGCGGCUACAAGCCAUCAUGUCAUGAUCUCAAAUACAGCAAUCUCAAAACAUGCGCUUUCGAAAAGGUUUCGGGCCCUGCGAUGGACGAGAC
Messenger RNA from Ceraceosorus guamensis, 1222 nucleotides. Its product is annotated as putative 60s ribosomal protein L21-A. The coding region runs from base 450 to 986 and encodes 178 amino acids. Gene Ontology annotation, molecular function: structural constituent of ribosome. Gene Ontology annotation, cellular component: ribosome; cytosolic large ribosomal subunit. Gene Ontology annotation, biological process: translation. Lineage: Eukaryota; Fungi; Basidiomycota; Exobasidiomycetes; Ceraceosorales; Ceraceosoraceae. The record is from RefSeq and is a predicted model, not a curated record. The transcript has 4 exons.